This is a messenger RNA of Plasmodium coatneyi, 1623 nucleotides long. Its product is annotated as T-complex protein eta subunit. The record is from RefSeq and is a predicted model, not a curated record. The transcript is spliced from 2 exons. Gene Ontology annotation, molecular function: ATP-dependent protein folding chaperone; ATP hydrolysis activity; ATP binding. Gene Ontology annotation, biological process: protein folding. Gene Ontology annotation, cellular component: chaperonin-containing T-complex. Bases 1 to 1623 code for a protein of 540 amino acids. Lineage: Eukaryota; Apicomplexa; Aconoidasida; Haemosporida; Plasmodiidae.
AUGAGUCACUUAAUGUCGCUACCCAUCGUGCUGCUGAAGGAAGGCACGGACAAGGCCCAGGGGAAGAGCCAAAUUAUACGGAACAUAAAUGCGUGCCAAAUUAUCGUAGACAUAAUAAAGACGACCCUAGGACCCCGAGGCAUGGACAAGCUUAUCUACACGGAUAAGGAUGUUACUAUAACAAAUGAUGGCGCCACGGUGAUGAAUCUGCUAAACAUUUCUCACCCCGCAGCGUGCAUUUUAGUAGAUAUUGCUAAAUCGCAAGAUGAAGAAGUGGGAGACGGAACGACCUCCGUGGUAGUAGUAGCAGGAGAGUUACUAAACGAAGCGAAACAAUUAAUUAACGAUGGGAUAGAACCCAAUAUGAUAAUUGAUGGGUUCAGAAACGCAUGUACAGUAGCCAUCAACAAAUUGAAUGAUCUCAGUCUUCGCUUCGUGAGCAAAAGCGAAGAGGAAAAAAAAGAAAUCCUAAUAAAGUGUGCACAAACCGCAUUAAACUCGAAGCUUGUUUCUAAUCAUAAGGCAUUUUUUAGCGAACUGGUGGUAAAUGCUGUAUACAAAUUAGGAGAAAAUAUGGAUAAAUCAAAUAUAGGUAUUAAGAAAGUGACUGGUGGUUCUUGCUUAGAUACACAACUGAUUUACGGAGUGGCGUUUAAAAAGACCUUCUCUUAUGCAGGAUUUGAGCAACAACCCAAAACAUUCCUGAACCCGAAGAUACUCCUCCUAAAUGUAGAAUUAGAAUUAAAAGCGGAGAAGGAAAAUGCAGAAGUGAGGAUUGACAACCCAAGUGACUACAACUCCAUUGUCCAAGCCGAGUGGGAAAUCAUUUUUAAAAAAUUGAACUUAAUAAAAGAAAGUGGAGCAAACAUCGUUCUGUCUAGACUUCCAAUUGGCGAUAUAGCCACCCAGUUUUUUGCAGACAAUGAUAUUUUCUGUGCAGGCAGAGUGGAAGAUGCAGACCUAAAACGAACUGCAAACGCAACAGGUGCUAUCGUACAGACGUCGCUAUUCAAUCUAAACGAAAGUGUUUUAGGUAACUGUGGUGUCUUCGAGGAAAUACAAAUAGGAAAUGAAAGAUACAACAUUUUUAAGGAAUGCCUAAAGACCAAGUCAGUCACCAUUAUCCUCAGAGGAGGGGCUAACCAAUUCAUCGAAGAAGUGGAGAGAUCAAUUAAUGACGCCAUUAUGAUUGUGCUCAGAUGCAUUGGAAAUUCAGAAAUUGUUCCUGGAGCGGGAUCUAUAGAGAUGCAACUAUCUAAGCAUCUUAGAAUAUAUAGCAGAUCCAUUUGCAACAAGGAACAAAUCGUUCUGUACUCCUUCGCAAAGGCUCUUGAAUCCAUUCCUAGACACCUCUCCCACAAUGCUGGUUAUGAUUCUACAGAUAUUCUGAACAAACUCAGGAAGAAGCACUCCGAGGAGACAAGUGACAUCUGGUACGGAGUUGACUGCCAGGAGGGAGACAUCAUCAAUGCGUAUGAACACUGCAUUUUUGAAGUUACAAAAAUUAAGAGAAACGUAAUUUACAGCGCUACGGAAGCUGCCUGCCUUAUCCUCUCUAUCGAUGAGACUAUAAAGAACCCGGCCAGCAACGCCGACAAGGGCCCACGCAACCCGUACGCCUGA